CCCACAGUUUUUUGCUAUUCGGUAAGGACAUUGAGCAAUAACCGCAUUGACCGACAGAAGGCGCUGUUGUCCAACACUAUGAGUCUUGCUAAGGCCUUUCUGCAUCAUUUGUUUUCGAGGUCAUUUCUGCCAUUUGUGGUUGGCUGGUGAAAGCAUGUGACUGCUUAUGUAGUUACAGGUGAAAAAACGCGUCACCCAGUGGGCUGGCUACUCACUGUACUUUGGAUAAUAAAUUGGCAACCCUAGUCAGUGUUUACACAGUAGCGGUAAUUACACAGUAGCAGACUUUGUUGCCACAGUAAACGUUGUAUGAUUUUUAGGCAAACGUUACUCUCAAAAUUAGAAUUAUUCAGAGAUUAAUAAAUCUUACUGUAUUGAAUUAAGAUUACGAAAUUGCGAAUUGUUGUCCUAAUUUUACUGGACUUUUCAUGGUCAUUUUAAUCAGUUUAAUAUGGAUUGGCUAUAUCAAAAUUUAGCAAAGUAGGGUUUUUAUAUGACCGAGUAAAUUCUUAAAAACAAACUGAUUACCUAUCCAAUAUCUGAAUUAAUUGACCAGGUAUAAUUUAUAAAUGAAAUUAUAAAUAGAACUGUGGGUUUACAGCUGUGAAUGUUUAUCAGUUUCUGCCUUAUUACAAAUCCUACUCUAUCAACACACCUUAUUAAACUCAAAAAGGCUUUCUUAGGAAGGCAAGAGGUUGCCAUAUGAAGAAAGAAAGUGCAGUUGAAAGGUUCUCACGUUGGCCGUAGCUCCGCUCGCACCAGGGAUUCAUUUUAUUGCUUUAUGACCUUCCAUUUACAGUGUGAAAUGUUUAGGGUUUUCAUAUCCAUUUCAUUUGUUCAGGCCAUAGCCACAAAAAGAGCAAAACGAAGGAAACUGUUUUUUAAAGAUCACUUUCAAAAUGCCUUUGCAAAGAAUGUAGUUAGUAGCUACUUUAUAUAAAACAAUAACGUGCUUCCUCCUUUGAUAGUGAAAUGUUUUCCUCCCUGAGUGCCAUGAAUGCUUUUAUUUCCUUCUGACAUCAGCGUAAUCGCCAUUAUUGAAUAAGUGCAACUUUCAGAGUUAUUUAUGGCACCCGCGCGCUGUCAUGAAUGGCUGUGGGGAAGCACGUGAUACCAUUAAACUUUGUUUUAUGGCCAGGGAGUUGACAAGCCAAAAUAUAAUUCACAUUGUAUAUUAGAAAAGCCUUGCAGACGGUUUAGAAUGGCUCCUAGUAUCGGUGCAGGAGCCGGAAUAAGCUUUAGUUUUGUUUUGACCAUGGAUAUACACAUUUAUUGGUGCGCUUUACGCGAUCAGCGAACUCCUCGAGGUCGUGGUUUAAAUAAUGAGGAACGUUUAAGGGACAACAGAAAACAGUGCGAUACAGACUGCGGUCACAGCAUAGAGGAUCAGUGGGGAGCCCCGAUCACGUGACAAAGGAGCCCAUGCCAUUGGACAAGGGUACAAAGGCCGUCGUAGUUUAAAACCUUCAAAAUGCAGAAAGCUACUUAUUAUGAUAACGCUGGACUUUUUGGAGGUUACUCAUACCCUAAAUCUGACUCAUAUACAUAUGGGCCUGCCCAUCAGUCUUACCCCAAUUCCAACAUGGAGAAUGAGUAUCAGGGCCCAAUAUGCCCCAUACAAACCACAGCGGUUCGGCCACCAGCGCACAAAAACAGCGACAUUAAUGGCAGCUGUAUGCGACCGAGUGGCAGUCAAGGCAGCCAACCAGAGAGUUCUGGGGACCAGCAGCAGCAAGCACCUCCUUUAGCUGCCACUUCGCCAAACUCAAACAGCACCAACACCCAGAAAAAGAAAUCCCCCAGCAACAAUGGCGCCAACACUGCCACCCCAGUCAUCACCAAGCAAAUAUUUCCGUGGAUGAAGGAGACACGUCAGAACUCAAAACAGAAAAGUACCAGCUGCACUACUCCAGGAGAGACCUGCGACGACAAGAGUCCGCCUGGACCGGCAUCCAAGCGAGUGCGCACCGCUUACACCAGCGCCCAGCUCGUGGAACUCGAGAAGGAGUUCCAUUUCAACCGGUAUUUAUGUCGUCCCCGAAGAGUCGAGAUGGCUAAUCUACUCAAUCUCACAGAGCGCCAAAUAAAGAUCUGGUUUCAAAACAGGAGGAUGAAGUACAAAAAGGAUCAGAAAUCCAAAGGCAUAAUGCACUCUCCCCUGGGGCAUUCUCCGGACAGAAGCCCGCCGCUAAGUGGCCCGAAUCACGUUGGAUACUCUGCUCAACUUCCAAACGUAAACAGUCUUAGUUAUGAUGCACCGUCUCCUCCGUCGUUCGCCAAACCUCAGCAAAACAUGUACGGCCUGGCUGCGUACACGGCGCCGUUGGGUGGCUGUAUACCGCAGCAGAAAAGGUACCCGGGUACAGAGUACGACCACCACAGCAUGCAAGGGAACGGAAGCUUUGCCAAUGCUAAUUUACAAGGAAGCCCCGUGUAUGUUGGGGGGAAUUUCGUUGAUUCUAUGCCAGCCUCGGGCCCUAUGUUCAACCUUGGCCAUCUUCCUCAUCCUUCAUCCGCCAGUGUGGACUACAGCUGUGCCGCUCAGAUUCCAGGCAACCACCAUCACGGACCGUGUGACCCUCACCCCACAUACACAGACCUCACCUCUCACCACGCUUCUCAGGGACGGCUGCAGGAAGCGCCGAAACUAACGCAUUUGUAAGGACUGUGUAUGUCGAAGCGAAAUGUCGCUUUUUAUUACCUCACAAGUUAAAAGUAAUUUAUAUAACUACACUCCAAGAGACAUAACGUAUUACCCCUGUAUUAUUAUUGAUAUUACUAUUACUGCUAUGACUGUAACUAUUUUUAAGCUGUGGUCCAUUUCUCUUGACUGUUGGAGAUGCGCAGGAGUUUUUGUUGUCUGUCGGUCAGAUCUUGAAAGAACAGUGCGCAAUAUGAAGGAACUUUCAUAUAUUAUUACUUGAAGGUAAGUCCUGUAGAUUUUACAAUAUUAGACACCCAUCUUUAUAGGGAUGGAAUUUGUAGGAAAAUCAUUGCCAUUGUUAAGUCGUCUGUUAGUCAUUGGUACCUAUGAAUCUGUUCACACUAAAAGUGUCAUUAUUUAUUAUUUUUCUCCGAGAUUGUAUGGCAAACAUUUAUCUCUAUUGAGUAUUUAUUAUUUAUCAGUUUUGUAACGCACAUUAUUUAUCUUUAUCUUUUCAUGUGGACUAUUUAUAUAGACUAUUGUAGAAUUUAUGCAACAUAAAUGAACAGAUUGCGUGGGCUUUCUCAUCACAUUCAAGUGAUUAUGUGACUGGUGUAAUUUUCUUUUUGCUAUAUCAGAAAACAAAUUGGAAUCGGACGCGUCUGAAUGUUUUUAUGUUUUACUGCAACCGAGAUUCUGGAAGUUGACACAGAUUAUUUUGGGAGGCGGGUCAUGCUUGAUGUUAUAGGCUAUCUUAAAAAACACCAGCACGUCAUUUUCACAUCUUUGUCUUCAUCACUUUUAACAAAUGUUAUUUUGUAAGUGAACAGUCCACACACAAAUUGAUGAAAUGGUAACGAUAUUGAAAUGUUAUAUUUUGUUGUGUUAUACAUUUUGUAAAUAAAGUGCUUAAAUUGA
Molecule: messenger RNA, 3562 nt
Organism: Electrophorus electricus (electric eel)
Lineage: Eukaryota; Metazoa; Chordata; Actinopteri; Gymnotiformes; Gymnotidae
Gene: hoxd3a
Product: homeobox D3a
Biological process (GO): anterior/posterior pattern specification; embryonic skeletal system morphogenesis; regulation of transcription by RNA polymerase II
Cellular component (GO): nucleus
Molecular function (GO): RNA polymerase II cis-regulatory region sequence-specific DNA binding; DNA-binding transcription factor activity, RNA polymerase II-specific
Source: RefSeq, a predicted model, not a curated record